AUGUCAGCAGAGGAGGAUUGGAAGCUGCACAGUCCCGAAGAGAGCAUCGGCCUGUUGCUGGACCGCAUGUUGGGAGGUGAGGCAAUCGCUGCCGGCGUGUCUCAGGACUAUGGUUGCCUGGCCUCGAAGCGCGACCUCUCGAGCGAGAUGGAGCAGCCGGAUUCAGCGAAGCCGUCUAGCGACGAGACUCAUGUGGGCCUCGGCGUCUGGCAGCUGAUGCUGGUGCUGUUCUGUGCCUUCUCACUGGCUCCUCAUGAAAUCUUCUCCAUCUACACCAGCUACCCGACGGCGGAUCGCAUCAUUCUGCCCUCCUACCUCGACACUCUUUCCCAGGCCUCGUCUGUCACCAAUGCGAUGCAUGUGGCACAAGUUGCACAUGUGCCACUUGUGGCCGAGACAGGAAGAUGGCUCCUCGGGGGGGCGGAUGAGGUCGAGCCGUUGCUGAUGCGCUGCCGGCUCCCGGCAACAUGGGAGGCUGGAUUGGCGCCACAACUCUCUUUCCUACAGCUGAUAGCCGAAUUUCAGUGGAGCCAGACAAGUCUGGAGAUUGACAACCCUCAAGUCGAGGCUGAGAAUGGUACAGUUCGAGUCCGGCUAACCGAUGCGCCAGCUGACACGGUCUGGUCCAUGUGCACUCGGCGUCGCCUCAACUGGUUGGCGAGACCGGCUCGUCGGAAUCACAGCCAGCCUUGGCAACUGGGAGAAGAUAAGCUAUUGUCGGGUCGUCGCGCAGGCAAGAAGCAAGAGAACGGAGUGGAGAGCGAGUUGGUGGGACCAAAUACGAGCACUGAGAGUGCAAGAUUUGAGGUUAGAGAAGGGAUUGAUGGUAAAGAAACGGUGCAAUCCAGCCUGACCUCCGGAGAGCCUUGCCUGCAGGGCUAUGUCUACUCCGAGACGCAGUUAUCCAUUGUAAGUUGA
Messenger RNA from Protopolystoma xenopodis, 918 nucleotides. Lineage: Eukaryota; Metazoa; Platyhelminthes; Monogenea; Polystomatidea; Polystomatidae. The record is from the annotation of a GenBank genome assembly.